AAAACGCUCAGCGCUCCUUGGUGUCUCAGUUCUACCAAAAACCAAAACAAAAACGCUUUUUGAAACACUGACGAAGAAGAUAAUACAAUUGCAAAUCCAUAUACAUUCACAGAACAACACGACCUCUGAACCAACUUCCAUGGACUCUCGCUCUCAGAUCUUGCUCCUAACCUAGCCGAUUUCCAGAGGUUUUGUUGUAAGGAUAAGGAGUGGGAACCUGCUGUGGUGCUGGUGAGGGAUAUGACGGUCUGACGUAGAGAACGGCGAGAUGGACGAUAGAGGUGGUGGAUCGUUUGUUGCUGUGAGGAGGAUUUCUCAAGGACUGGAGCGAGGAAAUACUUGCCAUUCGUCUUCAGCUGAGGUUGUGGCAGGAUCAGCUGCAUGGCUUGGCCGGGGUCUUUCUUGUGUUUGUGCACAGAGAAGAGAAAGUGAUGCGCGCUCAUCAUUUGACUUGACCUCUGCACAGGAGGAAUGCUUGCUGAGACUGCAGAACCGCAUAGAUAUUGCUUAUGAUAGUUCAAUCCUUGAGCACCAGGAGGCUCUAAGGGCUCUAUGGAAUGUGGCCUUCCCGGAGGAAGAACUUCGUGGUUUGAUAUCUGAGCAGUGGAAGGAAAUGGGCUGGCAAGGAAAGGAUCCAUCGACAGAUUUUAGGGGUGGUGGUUUUAUUUCAUUGGAGAACUUGUUAUUCUUCGCCAGAAAUUUUCCGAAGUCAUUCCAGGAUCUUCUUCGAAAGCAGGAGGGAGAUCGGUCUCUAUGGGAAUACCCAUUUGCUGUUGCUGGGGUGAACAUCACAUUUAUGCUUAUUCAAAUGCUUGAUCUUGAAGCAGCUUAG
Messenger RNA from Cucurbita pepo subsp. pepo (vegetable marrow), 832 nucleotides. The record is from RefSeq and is a predicted model, not a curated record. Lineage: Eukaryota; Viridiplantae; Streptophyta; Magnoliopsida; Cucurbitales; Cucurbitaceae.